GUAAUACGGGGCAUUCAGAUGCUUUAGCCGUUUCAAUAGAACAUUUGUGUGUGUCUCAGAGCAUAAGUCGAUAUAAUCAUGAGCUUUAGUCGAUCCUUCCUCGUAAUGUGCCUCCUGACUGCCUCGUGUUGUGUGAGGGCUGGCGUUGGUAAUGCCGCGACUGUGAGUGACACGCCCAUUAGCGAAACUUCAGGGUCAACUCCGGAAGAAGCUUCUAACAGCGAGAACAUUGGCUCAGAGACGGCGGACAAUUAUUUGAACCAGGACUGCAUAGAAGUCACAAUACCAAACAUUUUGGGCAUUGAAGCGUGCCUUAAGGAUAGAAUGAAUUUAUGCACAGGAGAAAAUACGAUGAUAGACGGUGUGUUACUACUAGUGAACUGCACCGUGAUUGGUGUAUUCAAGAACCUAACUCCAAUGAGUGCCUUGAAGACUGUGCAAGAUGUCCUCGUUGCUCUUUUGAAGAAAACUCUACCACCCGUGGCUACCAUGAUGGAGAUGAUGCCUACGUUGUCAACUGACACGGUUAUUGAAGAUAACACCUGUCGUAAUCCAAUAAAAAUUGGUUUUCCCAGCAGCCUAGGAAAGUGCAUGGACCACACGUUGAAACUCUGUGAAAACGGGCAGACCGUCGACGAAUCGAUAAUAACGUCACUUCUUUCGGCCCUUGGGUGUACGCUUGAGACAAUUCUCACCACAACGCCAAAUGAACUCCUCAGCAUACUAAUAUGCGACAUCGCAAAAGCUAUGGCAGCCAUUUUGGGGAACACCUUCGGCACACAACAGCUAAUUGAGAAGCUUGCGGAGGGAACCUGCCACAAAUCAUACACCUCCAAGUAAUCUCGGACAUUAGGCCGUUUUCACGACCACGUAAAGUGCACUUUCUACAUGAAGGAACUGGUGCACUUGCACGAGUGUCUUCCCUAUACUUAGCCUGUCAAGGCACAAAGGCCGCGAAGUUGCUCCACCUGCUGUGGAAAUAUCUCCUGGACUUCUCUAAGAAGCAAUUCCAAACCGGUUCUUACUCUAGGAUUGGUGGCACAAGGGAAUGAACCAAAAAGAAUACAAAUUGUUGAUACAUUCGCCAUUCACAUAUUUUUUUACAUAUAAGCUUGAUUUUUUACGCAUAAUAAACAUUUUUCAUUUUGUCCAAA
Rhipicephalus microplus (southern cattle tick) is the source of this 1154-nucleotide messenger RNA. RefSeq lists its product as uncharacterized. Lineage: Eukaryota; Metazoa; Arthropoda; Arachnida; Ixodida; Ixodidae. The record is from RefSeq and is a predicted model, not a curated record.